This is a messenger RNA of Sorghum bicolor (sorghum), 1017 nucleotides long. RefSeq lists its product as uncharacterized. NCBI's taxonomy places the organism in Eukaryota, Viridiplantae, Streptophyta, Magnoliopsida, Poales, Poaceae. The transcript has 7 exons. The coding region runs from base 36 to 803 and encodes 255 amino acids. The record is from RefSeq and is a predicted model, not a curated record.
AUCUUAUGAGGAAUUAAAAAAAAGGAGAGGGAACAAUGAUGGUAAUCGUCUUUCAUCCAAAGAUUACAAUGAAGUGUUCAAUGAUAUUGUUGGCAAGGAGUUUAAAGCACGUGGAUACUAUGAUGAUAAGUACUGGAGUCAAGUACAAGUUUCUCAAGGCAGGUGACAAUUAUGACCAUGAGUGUACUGAUGAUGACAUCUCUGAAAAUUAUGUUUCCAUACAUACUGAUGGCAUCCAUGAAGACUCAGAUGCUGAUGUGAACUCUCCAACAAUUGAAGUGCAGGCCAACCAGCAACAACAAUCUGUCUAUGGAAGUCCUAAACAAACUGAAGUCCAUACAUCUACACCACAUGAGAAAACAACUUCAAAGGAGGCACAACCUAACGAAAAUGUAAUCAUGAAUUUAUCAUGUGAUCCCAUAUUGCACAACAUGAGAACUCGAAGGACUAAAGCCUCCAACAUGAGCAUACCAGAAUCAAGACAAGAGGAAGUCUAUCUUAUUUCACUAAUAAACAAAGGCAGAGUUGUAGCCAAAGGGAGGUUAGUGACUACUGAUAGCCGAAGAGAGAUUUUAGGAACAAAGCUCGGAACAGAAUACUGGGGAGUUUAUGUUAAAGGCCUUGAGAAUAUUGAGCGUGGCAAUAUUGGAGAUGAGGAGAUACCUAGACAAUUUGAUCAGAUCCGUACACUAAUUGAUGCUAUUGGCUAUGUUAUUGCUUGGCCAAGUACACAUGUGAAGAAAGCUAGAAGUUCAUCUCGUACUCGCAACAAGUUGGUAUCUGCAGCACAGGGACAGAGCUAGAUGGGAAGCAUAAUAGAAAUUUCAAAGUGAACAAGAUAGGUUUUAGUUAAAAGAUAUUUAAAUAAUAUUUGUAUGAUAUUGCCACUUUGUCUAUGCUUCUUUGUGAACACAAUUGUUUGUUUUGUGAUGGACAUGUUGGCUAUCGAUUUAGUCAAAUCCUUGAUGUUUUGUCAAGGGCGAAUGUAAUACAUUGAUGGUUUACUUUUCAAUUUAA